UCGUGUUUCUGUCGGGACGAGUAGCUGUCGCGUUCGAUCAUCACGGCCAACGAACGUUCCUCGAUAUUUCGUUGUUCGAUUAGUGUACAGUCAUGCGCGUUACUUGCCUUAAGAAAACUAAAACCGAAUACGUGUUAAUACAGAUACACAGCGAGCAAAGCGAAAUGGUGUUAACGGAUGAGUUUGCUGGUGAUGGUGUUGAUUUAUACGACGACGUGAUAGCAGCUCCUGCUGGUGGUAAUGGAGGAGUUUCAACAGGUAAUAGUGGAGAUGGUGGAGGUGACACUACAUCGCCAAAUGAAGAAACAAAUGGCAGUGCUCCAUAUCAUCAACUUGGAAAUAACAUUCAACCAAACCAAAUUGGAAGACGUCAUCAAUUAUAUGUUGGAAAUUUAACUUGGUGGACGAGUGAUCAAGACAUAACAGAUGCAGUACAAAGUAUUGGUGUGUCUGAUUUUGUGGAAGUAAAAUUCUUUGAAAAUCGGGCAAAUGGACAAUCCAAAGGUUUCUGUGUGAUAUCUUUGGGUUCAGAACAAAGCAUGAGGAUAUGUAUGGAAAGACUACCCAAGAAAGAAUUGCAUGGACAAAAUCCAGUCGUAACAUUUCCUACCAAACAAGCUUUGAAUCAAUUUGAGUCUCAGUGUAAAACACGUCCAGCUCCAGCUCCGCAACAAAGUCAAAGUCAACGCCCCCAUAAUCCACAUCAACAUCAGCCACCAAUGCCACCUCAUCAACAGCAUCCACAACAUCCCCAACACCCUCAACAUUCACAACAAAAUCACGGUCCUAGAAUGAUGAUGGGUCCCCCACAGGGUGUGAGACCUCAGAGAAUGCCACCUCCUGGUAUGGGUCCACCGGGUCCAGGUGGACCUGGACAACAAGGUCCACCACGUAUUCAUGGUCCACCCAUGGGUCCUGGACCUGGGCCACAUCAUCCUUUGCCUGGACAUCCUAAUCAGGGUCCACCGCCUCCUGGAUAUCAGCAGGGACCAUGGAAUGGUCCUAGACCUAAUGGUCCACCUGGACCUCCUAGAGGUCCGAGUGGCCCUGGCGGUCCUCCGCAACAAGGACCUCCUGGACCAGGUCCUGGUCAACACAGACCACCGGGAAUGAGUUGCACUAGAGACCUUUCAGAAGCCAGUUACCAUAUACCACAGCAAUUUCAUGGUGGUCCACCUGGUCCACCUGGUCAAGGGCCUCCACGUGGUCCACCUGGACACCCUGGUGGACCUCCAGGAGAUCCAAGAGGUGCCCAACCACGCCCUGAAUGGAAUCGACCCCCAGGAAUGCAUCAUGGGCCUCAGGGACCACCAGGUUUCCCUCAACAUCAACAUAUGCAAGGCCCGCAACCUGGUCAAGGCCCGCCACAGAGAGGACCUCCUCCAGGUUCGAUGGGUGGAAUGUUGCCAGGUCCAGGAGGACCACCACCGGGACAUGGAGGACCACCUCAAGGACCUCCGCAAGGACCUCCAGCGCCGCAUGUUAAUCCUGCGUUCUUCCCACAAGGGCCACCCCAUCAGCAUCCAGGACAACAUCCACCAGGUCCUCCUGGUCCACCCCAUGGGCCUCCGCAUGGUCCACCACAUGGACCACCUCAUGGUCCUCCUCAUGGACCUCCUCACGGUCAGCCGCAUGGACCACCGCAUGUACCACCGCAUGGUUACGGGCCACCUGCGACACAACCACCUUAUGGUGCACCAGGACCUGAUCAUCGCCCUGAGGGACCUCCACCCCUUACAGAACAAGAGUUUGAAGAAAUAAUGACCAGAAACAGAACAGUUUCUUCAUCUGCUAUUGGUCGAGCAGUAUCAGAUGCUGCGGCAGGAGAGUAUGCGAGCGCCAUAGAGACCUUGGUCACAGCCAUUUCUCUGAUAAAGCAGUCCAAGGUUGCUGCAGACGAUAGAUGCAAGAUUCUGAUCAGUUCGCUGCAGGAUACUCUAAGAGGUGUUGAAACCAAGAGUUAUGGUUCUGCACGAAGAGAACGGUCACGAUCGCGCGAUAGAGAGCGCAGUCACAGAAGAAGACGCGAACGAUCAAGAAGCCGGGACCGGGAGUACAGGGAGAGAAGCAGAGAUAGGGACAGGGAGCGGGACAGGGAGCGUGAUCGUGAGAGGGAAAGAGAUCGUGAUCGCGACAGGGAACGUUAUUACAGCGAAGCAUAUCCACGAGAGAGAUCACGAAGCAGAGAGAGGGAUCGUGAACGUGAAAGAGAUCGCGAGUAUAGAGAGCGAAGCAGAGAAGAAAGUACGACACGUCAGUCAGCCAGGCCAAGAGUAAAAGAAGAACCGCCAGAGACGCCUCCCGUCUCGUCUUCCAAGGCGUCUAGAGACUAUGAGAAGGGAAGAGGAUCGCAAAGGGCUGAGCGUCCGGUACCUUUUAACAAGUACCAGGAAACGGACGAGGAACACUCACAGAGCACGGUACAGGAUAGUUAAUCCUGGUCCCAAAGAAAAUCGAAGGAGAUCCCGAGAGAAAGAGAGAGCUUUUUAUAGUUGUACAACUUUGACGAGUACCACGUUUGCAUGAUCGAAAUGAUAUAUGUUUCUCUAUGUGCCAUUCAACAUAGUCACAUUAAAACUAGAGCUCUUAUUAACUGCGUAUUCGAGUACUCGAUAAGUAUAAAUUGAAUUAGUAUCGAAGUACUUGAAUGCCGAAAUCGAAAUUAAACGAGUAUCUGACUACUCGGAUUUAAACUAAUUAAUUAUCCGAUUGCUCGGAUGUAUUCUGAUAUUUGGUUCUGAACUGAAUAUUCAGGUACUCGGAUUCUCAAGUGCGAGUAUCCGUAAGUACACAUAAUAGUAAGAGCCCUAGUCGAAAUACUAUACGGAUUAGCGAUAAGACAUACGCCGGUUUUAGCAUGACCAACUCAUAGUCUAAUUGUUUGAGUUAUUCUGCAUUUAAUCCUUUGCGAAUCCAUGUCUUUUUUUCUACCUUUCUUUCUUUGCUUUAUAGUUAUUUUUAAAAGUCAGUCACUUUGCAAUCCAUGAUUUAUUGUUUUACAUUGUCUUAAACAUUAGCAAUAUUCAAAGCCCUCUCAUUAAAUUAAAUAGACUGAAAACAUUUAUGCAAAUUUUAUGGUUUUAUUUAUGAUUGUAUAAUGAUUCAAGCAUUUAUAAAAAUAUUUUUAUGUAUCAUUUAUGUGUCUGUUCCUCUCAUCUUUUAAUACGUUAUUCACUGGAAAUGUUUAGAAGUUUUGCUGUGUAUCAUAAAAUUGUUAUAUUCAAUGCGUGAAUCAUUGUAUACGUUUUCUUUUUAAUGGUUGAACAAAGAAAAUUAAGUAGAACAUUCAAAAUUGCUCAGCAAACUAUGGAGGAUCGCAAAGGGUUCGACUGGAGUGUUCUUUUACUCCGACUGAGUCAUUUCGAAAAAAGUAGGGCAGUCUCGUGCAUCGAUUCACCAGAGUACAAUGAAGUUCAUUUCUCUCAGUAAACUAUUUGGAACGACAAUUUGACUAUAAGUGUAGUUUUAGGAGAAUCGAAUGUAAACGUAGUUUUAAAGCCCUUUUUGUACAAAGCUCAAAGUACACCGUUUCCGUUACUUUUAAUUUCUUAUGUUAUUUUCUUAUGGUAGUCUUGUGGGCUUGAAUGAGCUUUAAUUUCUCAUACCAACGAAUUCCAUCUUUUGACCCGGACAACCGAGGCCAUUACGAUCAAACCUUAUAUUUAUAAUAUAAAAAGAACUGCAUUGUACCUUUAAACUUGUCUCAUAGUUUCAAAUGUACCAUAUUAUCUUUCUGCGUGCUGAUAAGGAUUAUACAUUCGAAACGCAGCUACAGAGUAGCAUUAACAUUCGAAAAUAUAUGUUGCAGUAAUCGUGUUUUAGACAAUUCAUUUUUAUCGAUUUUUUUUAAUAAUAACUAUUUUCCAUGAAAUUACGAUUGCGUUCUGAAUGAAUAAUUCAUACGAAUAUUUAUGAAUACAUUUUUUUCAUUGAGAGUCUAAAGGGCUACAAGAACUUUUUAACUGUAGCUUUAUUUUUUAAUCAUUUAUACAUAUUUAACAGCAUGACUUUUAGGGAUUGUAUUUUGUUCGUGUAUUUAUAUUUGACAAAAGCAUAGGAUUAUAAUUCUAUAGACACAGUAGGAGACGAGAACUACCGUUCCUGGAAUGAUCAAUAUAAAAAGAAGCGCUUUGUACUGAAUAAUGUUACAUAUAGGAUUUAGUUUAGCGUAACAUUCAAAAAAUCGUGCGUCAGAUAAACUCUGCACAGUUGAGAAAUCGAGCAUCGCUUUCCUGUUCGAUUUGUACAGAAAAAAGUUGUUAGUACUUAAUCGUUUUCUAAGUUGAUUAAGUACACGAGAAACGCAGAACAGUCUUUCAGUAUUUAAGUACUAUUACAUUCCAUCUAGAAACACUAUUAUUCAAAAGACCAAUGCAACUAGUGAUAGACAAGCGAAACUGUAAAAAACAAGCAUUGCGUCGGCACUACUAACGAUAUGAUAGCGUAUUAAAUUAAUUAUCGAGAAACGAACGUGCAACUUAUCAGAAGCGUUCCAAAAAAAAAGAGAAAUUAGUGCUCAAUCGCAUACCGGAAGCAAGCAGUUGAUAUUAUCUCACUUUUACGAACUUUAAUGGCACGAAGGAAUUAUAUACUUUUUUAAUACUAUGAAAUUUUUAAAGAUAAGUAAUCGUACAAGCAACAAAAUACGAGAAAAAGUUACGUGUGUAAGUUAUGAAUUCUCUUCUGUGAUCUCACAAAGCAUAUUAAGGUAUUGAACGAUUUUUAAUGUAUAUAUUGCAAGCAGAGCGUCAAAAGAUAGUAGAAAGUCUAGUAUACAUCAUUUUUGUGAUUUUUUAUUAAGCACAGAACUGAGAAAUUGGAUGAAACUAUGGCUAAUGCGGUUCUAGAAUAUUUGUGUCUAUUGUAAUGAACACGAUCUACUCGCAUUAAGUGUCACAAUGCAUCACACAGCGUGUUUAUUUAGAAAUCAAUAUUUGGAUAUAAUUAUUAACGUAUGAGUAUAUCAUGCGCUGACAUACUGGUUACUAUUUUUCGUUAUCUUCUCUGCUGCAUAGCAUGUUUUGUACCCUCUUAAAAAAUUAGAAAUUGCCUGGAGAAAUAUGUAUGGAGUCGAGGGGUAAGUGUAAUUGAAUACAGCUUUAAGUGACUCACCACAUCUUUUUCUGUAUAGUAUUUUUAUUAGACAAGUCUGCGGCUAUCUUAGACGACACAUUGAAGCUAAAAUUUUGUUAUUAUUAUAUCUCAUUCUCCCGGUCCUUCCAAAUCUAGUCUAUAGUUAGAUAAUUGUCUUAAUUGUGUAAGUCCAAAACGAUUCAUCACCAACAUGUUAACCGACGAAAAUUGCAAUUGUAGUCAAUACACGAUUCAUUUGCGAAUCGUGAGCCAAUGCUAUUUCCAAUGAUAUUCCUAUUAGCGAAUAAUAUGUUAGUGUCCACGAUCUCUCGAAAGUGUCAAACCAACGAAUGUUCAAAUUUCGUCCAACAAUGAUGACUUUAAAGAUCGUAUAUUAGACCUUCAGAAAUUUGAGCAUCGUCAUAACAAUAAUUUUAUGAAUAUCAUGUCUUUAUUAUAUCAAAAUUCUAUUGCUUUGUAUCCAUGCGAAUUUGAAACAAGUUCGCCGUAUGUGCUUCUAUGGAAGGAAGCAGAAUUUUUAUCGAAUUAAAGGAAUAAUUAUCGAUCGAUGAUUAAUUAAACAACUUGAAUUAGUUUUAUAGUGUGUUCGAUUAUGCGUAAUGGAUGCUUUAGCCGAUUCUGCGAGUCAAAGAAAAACAAAAAUGAAGAAUGAAAAUAUUUCGUUGCAGACUCCAUCUUCGAAUUAUUGACGAUUGAAGAUCCGCCAAUGAGAGUCCACGAGAGUCGAGCCACAGCCAUCACGCGCUGCACGAAUGACGAAGCUUUGACUUAAACGCGCCCUCAUUGGCGAAUCUUUAAUCGUCAAUAGCUUAAAAACAAAAGCGUCCGACACAAUUUUGUAAUUCUUUAUUUUCCAUUUCCAUGCGCAGAAUCGUCUCUUAAUGUAUCUACUGGUUCAAUCAAACACCCGGUACGCGGUAGUAAGACUAUGCGAAGCUUUAACGCAAUAUAUUCUAUCAAAAGUAAUUCCAUAUCUAUGAAAGAUCACGUUUUAUACAGUAAAGAAAACGAUAGCUGAUAUUUUAUAUCGUUAGGUUCGUUACCAUUGUAUUGCAACAAUUAAGAGCUAUAGAUAAUCGAAGUUGUAAAACUUUGUAAUAGAUGUAAGUAUCAUGCGAUAAAAAAGGCUGUUAUUUGUCUAGUCGAUCACGAUCGCUGGUUAAAAGUAAUUAAACUUGCAGUUUCUGCUUGAUAAACGAA
Megalopta genalis is the source of this 6294-nucleotide messenger RNA. RefSeq names its product cleavage and polyadenylation specificity factor subunit 6 (gene Cpsf6). The record is from RefSeq and is a predicted model, not a curated record. Gene Ontology annotation, molecular function: RNA binding. NCBI's taxonomy places the organism in Eukaryota, Metazoa, Arthropoda, Insecta, Hymenoptera, Halictidae.